UCGGGCUCCUUGUAUAGUCUCCAUGGUUGAGACUGUGUAUGUUUCUAUUUCUAUUUCUAACCCAAACAGAAAAUAUAACCAAGAAAAGGACUAUUAUUUUCUCUCAUAUUCUGUUUUCUUUUUUUUUGUCACAGUAACAUAAUUAUGUGUUUAUUUCAUAAUACUAUUAUGAAUUUAUUAAUAUGAGUUUACCUACAGAUUUUGGUCCUGAUUCUGGAGGCAGAAUUAAGGGUGUCUGCAUUGUUAAACCGAUCGUAUAUGGCAAUAUUGCCAGGUAUUUCGGGAAAAAACGUGAAGAAGAUGGACACACGCACCAAUGGACUGUAUAUGUAAAACCUUACAAUAACGAAGAUAUGUCGGCAUAUGUAAAAAAAGUACACUUUAAAUUACAUGAAAGUUACGCCAAUCAAAACCGCAUAGUUGUAAAGCCUCCUUACGAAAUAAGUGAAACCGGCUGGGGAGAAUUUGAAAUUGUCAUAAAAAUACAUUUUCAUGAUCCCAAUGAAAGGCCAGUAACCAUGUAUCAUAUUUUAAAACUUUUUCAUUCUGGUGGUACUCAAGAUAUUGGCAUGGAGCAAGGAAAAGGCCUCGUUUCAGAGAGUUACGAUGAAAUUGUUUUUCAAGAUCCUACACAAUUGAUGCAUCAUUUAUUAACCAACGCCAAACCUUUGACAUUAGGACGAUGGGAACAUAAUACUAAUUUUGAAGAGAGAAAGGAGAACACUUUAAAAUCUAUCCUGGAUGCCAAACAAAAAGUAAGGACAGAAAUUGCAAUUUUAAAAAAUAAGUUAAAACUAGCCAAGGAAACAAUAUCUACUUUUAAAGAAGAAAUAGCUAAAUCGCAAGAAAACCAGUUUGUAAUAUAAAUAUGUGCUAGUUUAUAAUUUUUUUUUAAAUAAAGUUAAUCCUUAUGUUGGUUGUAAA
Anoplophora glabripennis (Asian longhorned beetle) is the source of this 924-nucleotide messenger RNA. It is a transcript of the gene Gas41, whose product is annotated as YEATS domain-containing protein 4. Gene Ontology annotation, biological process: regulation of DNA-templated transcription. The record is from RefSeq and is a predicted model, not a curated record. NCBI's taxonomy places the organism in Eukaryota, Metazoa, Arthropoda, Insecta, Coleoptera, Cerambycidae. The transcript is spliced from 4 exons. The coding region runs from base 183 to 866 and encodes 227 amino acids.